Rhinichthys klamathensis goyatoka is the source of this 1264-nucleotide messenger RNA. RefSeq names its product lipid droplet associated hydrolase (gene ldah). Gene Ontology annotation, molecular function: lipase activity. NCBI's taxonomy places the organism in Eukaryota, Metazoa, Chordata, Actinopteri, Cypriniformes, Leuciscidae. Gene Ontology annotation, biological process: lipid storage. The transcript is spliced from 7 exons. The record is from RefSeq and is a predicted model, not a curated record. Gene Ontology annotation, cellular component: lipid droplet. The coding region runs from base 54 to 1187 and encodes 377 amino acids.
ACUUCAAAACAUCAAGAAGAAGAAACAGUAGAGCGAUUCGCUCCUUUGGUUGAAUGGUCUUUGCUUUGGGAAGAUUACCGGUAAAUGUCAUUGCAUCUCUAAUUACAAACUUUCUCCGCUCACAAACACUAAAAAGAAUAUCAUCUUUUGGCCCAGAACUGUGUGGAGCUGAUCCGGUUGAUGUGAUGUGCAGUCCCGGAUCCGAGGGGCCCGGAGAGGAUCCCUCUGUGGAGUAUGUCUACUGUAGAGGUGUAAUCACUGAGCUGCUCAAGUAUGGACCAACAGACCUGCAUGCUGUCAGCAAAGGGCCAAACCCUCCUAAAAUGCUCAUCCUUGUCAUUCCAGGUAACCCAGGUGUGGUGGGCUUCUACAAGACAUACAUGUGGACAUUGUAUCAGACGUUCCUCCAGAGAUAUCCAGUUUGGGCUGUGAGCCAUGCUGGACACUGUAUGCCUCCGGAAACCUUUGAUAUGAUUGAAGAUGCUUCUGUGACAGAGAAGGAUGUUUUUGGGCUAGAUGGGCAGAUUGAACACAAGCUGGCCUUCCUUCGAAAGCAUGUGCCUCGGGGCACCAACCUGCUGCUGAUUGGCCACUCCAUCGGUUGCUACAUCAUCUUGGAGAUGAUAAAGAGAGACCCAGAUCUCAAGGUUGUGAAGGCAGUGAUGCUCUUCCCCACUAUUGAGCGCAUGGCCUGUAGCCCUCAAGGAAAGGUCAUGACCCCUGUGCUCUGUCGACUGCGGUACGCCUUCUAUUUGCCCAUCUUCCUGCUCUCCCUCCUUCCAGAGAGGCUGAAGAUCAGCAUGGUGCAUCUAGCCCUGAGGAAUUUAUACACACUGGACACCUCCAUCAUCCCAUCCACCGUCAGCCUGAUCAAUGUAGACUGUGCUGCCAAUGGUAUGUACAUGGGAAGCCAAGAAAUGAGACUGGUUGUAGAAAGAGACAACGCAACUAUUCGUCAACACCUCAGCAAGGUUUGUCUUUUCUGGCUUUUUCAGAUUAUUUUUUACUAUGGAGCUACGGACCACUGGUGCCCUGUGCAGUAUUACCAUGAUAUCAGAAAGGACUUCCCUGAAGGGGACAUUCGUCUGUGCGAGAGGGGCAUCCGGCAUGCAUUCGUCCUGGAUUCAGGGGAGGAAAUGGCUAACAUGACGGCUGAGUGGAUCUUAGAUGAUUUGAAGACGCUCUGACGGCCAGAAUAACAUUUAUUCAACUUUAAUGUCUAUCAGACAAAUAUUCUAACUGAGCCCCCUGUGUGAGUAAAAAA